This is a messenger RNA of Choloepus didactylus (southern two-toed sloth), 2819 nucleotides long. RefSeq names its product signaling receptor and transporter of retinol STRA6 (gene STRA6). The record is from RefSeq and is a predicted model, not a curated record. Gene Ontology annotation, cellular component: plasma membrane. The coding region runs from base 156 to 2159 and encodes 667 amino acids. NCBI's taxonomy places the organism in Eukaryota, Metazoa, Chordata, Mammalia, Pilosa, Megalonychidae. The transcript has 19 exons. Gene Ontology annotation, biological process: vitamin A import into cell. Gene Ontology annotation, molecular function: signaling receptor activity; retinol transmembrane transporter activity.
UUGGGCCGCCAGAAUGCUGGACUUGCCCAGGGGCACUGCAGAUGUGGAGGGCAAAUGUCUGAGGGCUUUGGGGCAGGCACUGAAGGCAGCCUCUUUUCACAUCUGUAGCAGCUUUUUUCCCCUUGUCUGGGGGUCAAAGGAGAAGGGCCCAGAGAAUGGCAUCCCAGGCGGCCAGCAAUCAGACCCCUGGGGCUGCGGAUGACUCUUAUGACAGCUGGUACAUCGAUGAGCCCCAGGGUGGAGAGGAGCCCCGCCCGGAGGGGGUGGUGCCCGUCUGCCACUCCAGUGUCUCGCCCAGCCUCUACCAUACCUGCCUGGCCUUGCUGUCGAUCCUCGUAUUGCUGCUGCUGGCUGUUCUUGUGAGGCGCCGCCGGCUCUGGCCCCACUGCGGACAUGGCAGGCCCGGGCUGCCCAUCCCUGUGGAUUUCUUUGCUGAGGACGGACCCCGGACAGUGCCCGCUGCUGUCUUCGUGGUCCUCUUCAGCUCCCUCUGCUUGCUGCUCCCCAGUGAGGACCCACUGCCCUUCCUGGCCCUUGUCUCGCCACCCAGCCAAGAUGGGGAAACUGAGACUCCAAGAGGGCCCUGGAAGAUGCUGGCCCUGCUCUACUACCCUGCCCUCUACUACCCCCUGGCCGCCUGUGCCACGGCUGGACACAGAGCCGCGUACCUCCUCGGCAGCCUGCUGGCCUGGGCCCACUUUGGGGUCCUGGUCUGGCAGAGGGCGGAGUGUCCCCAGGCACCCAAGAUCUACAAGUACUACUCCCUGCUGGCCUCCCUGCCUCUCCUUGUGAGCCUUGGAUUCCUGAGCCUUUGGUACCCGGUGCAGCUGGUGAGGAGCUUCAGCCGCAGGGCAGGAGCAGGUUCCAAGGGGCUGCAGAGCAGCUUCUCGGAGGAGUAUCUGAGAUACCUCCUUUGCCGGAAGAAGCUGGAAAGCAGCUCCCACACCUCCAAGCGCAGCUUCCUGUCCGGGGCCUGGAUCUGCAUCAGACCCUACAGCUACACUCCACAGCGAGGAUUCCGACUCCCCCUGAAGCUGGUGCUUUCGGCCACCCUGACAGGGACAGCCAUCUACCAGGUGGCCCUGCUGCUGCUGGUGGGCGUGGUGCCCACCGUCCAGAAGGUGAGGGCGGGGAUCACCACGGACGUCUCCUACCUGCUGGCGGGUUUUGGCAUCGUGCUCUCAGAGGACAAGCAGGAGGUGGUGGAGCUGGUGAAGCACCACCUGUGGACCGUGGAAGUUUGCUACAUCUUGGCCUUGGUCCUGUCUUGCUUACUCACCUGCUUCGUAAUGAACCGCUCACUGGUGACACACAGAGCCAACCUGCAAGCUCUGCACCGAGGGGCUGCCCUGGACCUGGGCCGCCUGCCCCGGAGUCCCCAUCCCUCUCGCCAGGCCAUAUUCUCUUGGAUGAGCUUCAGCGCCUACCAGACUGCCUUUACUUGCCUUGGGCUCCUGGUGCAACAGACCAUCUUCUUCCUGGGGAUCAUGGCCCUUGCCUUCCUGGUGUUCAUCCCCAUGUUCCAUGGCACGAACCUCCUGCUCCUCCGAGCCCUGGAGUCCUCGUGGGCCUUCUGGCUGACCUUGGCCCUGGCUGUAAUCCUGCAGCACAUGGCGGCCCACUGGGCCUUCCUGGAGACUCACCAUGGACGCCCAGAGCUGACCAACAGGCGAGCUCUCUAUGCAGCCACCUUCCUUCUCUUCCCUGUCAACGUGCUUGUGGGUGCCAUGGUGGCUGCCUGGCGGGUGCUACUCUCUGCCCUCUACAACACCGUCCACCUCUGCCAGAUGGACUUCAGCCUGCUGCCCCCCGGAGCUGCCACACUCGACCCCGGCUACCACACAUACUGCAAUUUCUUGAAGACUGAGGUCAGCCAGUUGCACCCAGCCAUGACAGCCUUCUGCUCCCUGCUCCUGCAAGCGAGGAGGCCCCAGCCCCAGCCCCUGGUGGACUCCCAGGAUGGCCUCAGACCUGGCGAGGAGGAAGAAGGGAUGCAGCUGCUGCAGACCAAGAACCCUUCUGUCAAGGGAGUGGGACCCAGGGCUGGUCGGGGCAGGGCCCGCUGGGGUGUGGCCUACACACUGCUCCGUAACCCAGCCCUGCAGGCCUUCCGGAAGACAGCCUUGCCAGGUCUCCGGGCUAAUGGGGCUCAGCCCUAAGGGAAAGCCAAGUCCCCUCCCCUUUCCGUGCCAGGGCAUUUCCCUCUUCCUCCCAUCCCACUCCUCUCCCCUACCCGUACCCCCAGCACAUCAUCACAGCCCAAGAUAUGGCAGCUCCCCACACCCACUUAGCACCUGCUCCCUCAGAUCCCCAGGGGCCCAUAGCCCUAAUGACCAGCCCCUGGGGCUGGGGGCAGCUGUGGUUGGGUGGAAGUCUGCUGUGAACUUCAAGAGGGCUCUGGAGAAGCAAUUGGCAGUUUAGGCCCUUGGUGCAGGAGCUAGGGGAGCCAUGGCAGUCUCUGGUGGGGAGCGGAGGGCCGCCACAUCUGGGCCCCUCCCCACCCUGGCUCAGCCAGCAGCUUCACAGGGCCUUUCUGUGGCCUUUUCCUGAACGGGACUGGCCAUCCCGGACCUGGAAAGCCUGGGAUUCCAGUUCAGACCCACCUCGGCCCUGGACUUCACCGCCUGUAACCAGAUAUGGCUGCCUUGCUCCUCCCGCUUUCCCUCCCCUUGUCUGGGAAACAGCUGCAAGGCAGGCCCAGGAGGAAGCCUUGGGCUCCUGGCACAGAGCUACCCACACCGGGAGCCAGAUAUUUUUGUAGUUUUUAUAUCUUUAGAUAUUAUGAAAGAGGUUAGUGUGUUCCCUGUAAUAAACUUGUC